Messenger RNA from Oncorhynchus mykiss (rainbow trout), 1263 nucleotides. RefSeq names its product peripherin 2b (retinal degeneration, slow) (gene prph2b). Lineage: Eukaryota; Metazoa; Chordata; Actinopteri; Salmoniformes; Salmonidae. The record is from RefSeq and is a predicted model, not a curated record. Gene Ontology annotation, biological process: visual perception. Gene Ontology annotation, cellular component: plasma membrane.
AUGGUGUUGAUGAAGGUAAAGUUUGACUUGCCGAAGCGGGUGAAGCUUGCCCAGGGCCUGUGGCUCAUGUACUGGCUAGCCGUGAUGACCGGCAUUCUGGUCUUCAGUCUGGGGCUGUUCUUUAAGAUCGAGCUCCGAAAGAGGAGUGAGAUGAUGGACAACAACGAGAGCCACUUUGUGCCCAACCUGUUGAUUCUAGUUGGCCUGGCUGCUUGCGGGGUAAACGUUUUUGGCGGCAAAGUGUGCCACGACUCUCUGGAUGCUUUGAAGUUCGCCAAGUGGAAGCCCAUGGUCAAGGGCUACCUGAUGGGCUGCUUCGCUUUCAACAUCCUCCUGUUCUUCACAGCUCUGCUGUGCUUCUGCAUGCAGUUCCAGUUGUACUUUUCCCUGGCUGAGGGUCUGAAGAAUGGGAUCAAAUACUACAAGGAUACGGACACACCUGGGCGCUGCUUCAUGAAGAGGACGCUGGACAUGACCCAGAUCGAGUUCCGCUGCUGUGGCAACAACAACUAUAGGGAUUGGUUUGAGGUCCAGUGGAUCAGCAACCGCUAUCUGGACUUCAGCAACGAUGAAGUCAAAGACCGUGUCCUGAGCAACGUGGAGGGGAAGUUCCUGAUGGAGAGUGUGCCGUUCAGCUGCUGCAACCCCGGCUCCCCCAGACCCUGCAUCCAGCACCAACUGACCAACAACUCAGCCCACUAUGACUACGACCACCACACCGAGGAGCUCAACAUCUGGACCCGGGGCUGCCGCGAGUCCCUGGUCGCCUACUACGGAGGCAUGAUGAACAGCAUCGGGGGCCUGAUGCUACUGUACAUCAUACUGGAGGCAGGAGUGAUGGUGGGCUUACAGUACCUGACCACUUCUCUGGAGACUAUGGCCGACCCAGAGAACCCGGAGAGUGAGAGCGAGGGCUGGCUCCUGGAGAAGAGUGUGAAGGAGACGGUGGCAGACGUCAUAGCCAAGAUCAAGGGCCUGGUCGGUGCAGGGAACCAUGUGGGGGAGGUUGAGGAGGGGGUGGCCACUGUGAGUUGAAAGGGUCUCACCCAAAGGGACUAUCGACGGGAGCUCAAAGAGAAAUAGAAGGAGUGAGAGGAGAGACAUCUUUCUCGGUGAAACAACACAUACUCAAACAUACACACACAGACACAUCAAUGGAGACAUGCACACACCCUUUGAAAAGUGAACAACUAAACCAACUCCUCACAUGAAGGGAGAACCAAACUCAAAAAUGUGAAUGUACAGAUGAAGUCGGAAGUUUAC